This is a messenger RNA of Babjeviella inositovora NRRL Y-12698, 754 nucleotides long. RefSeq lists its product as uncharacterized. NCBI's taxonomy places the organism in Eukaryota, Fungi, Ascomycota, Pichiomycetes, Serinales. The transcript has a single exon. The record is from RefSeq and is a predicted model, not a curated record. Bases 117 to 467 code for a protein of 116 amino acids.
UACACCAGAAAAAUGCUUAGUGACAUAACUAUUCAUUGCGUGUGCUUACCCCUUAAAUCUCAAUCUUCACUAAAAUAUAUUGUAUGGCCCAAUUGCGUUUGUCCUGAGAUUCCAGAAUGGAUGCCUUACAAAUCCAACCGCACAUUGACUGCACGAUUUCUGCGCUUAUACGUCGAAGGUCUGACAAAAUAAGUCAACAAGCGUCCCAUUGUGGUGACUGUUUUCGCUCCUCCCCUUCCGGUUUGGAUCGCUGCAUUAGAGGUAUGCCUAAUAAUUUGUUCUUUGCCCCGCCUUCUACGGGUUGCGCGAGAUGUCAAACGGGAGCGCCUGAUGUAGGACACCAGCCUCCUUCGCCGCCUGGUGAAUGCGCCUGCAUCAUUUAUAUAGCCUUUAGUGAAAAAAGACCGUAUCGCUCGUAUCAUACGCCGCAAGGAUCUCAGACGAGAUUCUCUAGGCGGGGGAAGUGAGCGCAUGGCUUCUCAUCACCCAGGAACUCAGUAUAGUUUCGAAUGUUCUACCUCGAUGUGGAAUGUGUGCGUAGCUCGAAUGAUCGUCUCCAGCAGUUUUGGAUCUCAGCGCCAAAUUAUUUCGAAAGCAACGAUGGUAGCAAGAGGGCUUGGAAAUAAGCGGUAGUAUAGGAUGUCACGCCAGAUUUGUAGAAGGAAAAUUGGGUAAAAGUAUAAUUCGUAUGGACAAGAAUAAAAAGAGCAACUAUGUACUCCCUUGAAGUGCCAUCCCUGAUGUGCGAUCACAG